Emiliania huxleyi CCMP1516 is the source of this 413-nucleotide messenger RNA. RefSeq lists its product as hypothetical. Lineage: Eukaryota; Haptophyta; Isochrysidales; Noelaerhabdaceae. The record is from RefSeq and is a predicted model, not a curated record. The transcript has a single exon. The annotation marks the transcript as partial.
AUGACCUCCGGCACGACGAUGGCCACCUCGCAGCGCACCACCCCGCACGCCGACGUCGACGACAUCAACGUCGACGUCGAGCAGUCCGCCUCCGCCGGCAAGCCGGCCAAGAAGCGCACCAACCCGCUCGCGACGAUCUCCAACCUCCGCCACAUCCUCAGCGUCCACAAGGCGGCGGGAGCCGUGGGCGGGGCCGUGGGCGGGGCGGUCGACACCGCCGGCGCCGCCUCGCGCGAGACGGCGCUGCUCGCGGGCCGCACGUUGCUGAUGCUGCUCAACAACCCGAUCACCGGCCCGGCCACCAUGCGCAUGCUGCGCGAGGGCCCCGACACCGCCACCGCGCUCCUCGACCUGCUGUUGGUGCCCGUGCUGCCGACGGUGCGCAUGCUCGUGGGCAAACAGCUGAUCGAGAU